AUGGAUUCUCUUGACGUGCCACCGAGUCAUCCCCCACCGCCUCCACCUAAGAAGAUAGAUAAACCGAAGAUUACUCUUCAAAUACCUACACCGAAUCAGAUAAGGGGACCAAAUUCAGCAUCAUCAGUAUACUGGGGCCCCACUAAAUAUUAUCCCGGUGCCAAACUACCUCAAACACCAGCUUCCCAUAUAUCCGAUCCUCAUGGAAACCCAUACUUCAACCCCUUCAUGCACAUGUACCACAACAAAGCUUCAGAUUUUAUGUUCAAGCAGUUCGAAGGUUUUAAAGAUUUCACUAUGAAUACAGCGAAGAGUGGCUUAAGUGCUGGAGAAAAAAGUGCGUUCUGGUUCUAUAAUAAAUUGAAACUAUGGUCAAAGAAGUGGUUCACGCAUUUCUUUUUGACUUUGUGCUUAGUGUUGUAUAGUAUUAUGGGUGCUACGAUUUUCAUGGCUUUAGAAGGUCCAAAUGAAGAGAAAUAUGACAAGAAUUUAACGGACGUAAGAAGAGAAAUAGCGACAAGAAUACAAAACGUCGUCAUCAAUAAUCAAAGUCUAGUAAAGCAUAACCAAGAUUUUUUAUCGUUCAUCGAAGAAGACCUGGCUGCAUAUGAGGAGAGCUUCAAAGAGUAUCUGAAACAUGUUAAUAAUAACGAUACAAAAAAGAAGACUUGGGGCUUUUGGAACGCUAUGUUCUACGCGGGGACAAUUUAUACAACAAUCGGUAAAUACAUUUCAUCUCCUUAUUUAAAUUGUAAGCAAAUUUUAAUGAUUUUAAAACAAAAUAUUAUCAUCGUAAACGAUUUUGGUAAUAUAAUUUCAUCCGACAAAGAAAUUAUUCUUCGAAUUACCACCGAAACUUUUUAA
Messenger RNA from Danaus chrysippus (African queen), 864 nucleotides. NCBI's taxonomy places the organism in Eukaryota, Metazoa, Arthropoda, Insecta, Lepidoptera, Nymphalidae. The record is from the annotation of a GenBank genome assembly.